CGCCCUCCCGGAAGCGGGGUGCCCGGGGCGCGGUUGCCAUGGAGAGCGGCCUGCCCCUGCCCGCCUGGCUGUGCCUGGGCUGGGCCCUGCGCCUGGCGGCGGGGGGCGCCCCCCCCAACUUGCUCCUGCUGCUCAUGGAUGACAUGGGCUGGGGCGAUUUGGGAGCAUUUGGAGAGCCUUCUAAAGAAACCCCUAAUUUAGACCAGAUGGCUGCAGAAGGGAUGCUCUUCCCAAAUUUCUACACUGCUAACCCUCUGUGCUCCCCAUCAAGGGCAGCUCUGUUGACUGGCCGCCUCCCUAUCAGGAAUGGCUUCUACACCACAAACGCACAUGCUAGAAAUGCCUACACACCACAGGAAAUAGUAGGGGGAAUCCCAGAUUCUGAGCUACUGCUUCCAGAGCUGCUGAAGAAAGCAGGAUAUGUCAAUAAGAUCAUUGGCAAAUGGCAUCUGGGUCACAGACCCCAAUUCCACCCUCUGAAGCAUGGGUUUGAUGAGUGGUUUGGGUCCCCGAACUGCCAUUUUGGACCGUACAAUAACAAGGACUUCCCAAACCUCCCUGUGUAUAGGGACCAGGAAAUGAUUGGCAGAUAUUACGAAGAUUUCAGAAUUGAUCUGAAGACAGGGGAGGCAAACUUAACUCAGAUCUACUUAAAGGAAGCUCUUGAUUUUAUUAACAGGCAGCAAGCCAGUCAACAGCCUUUCUUUCUGUACUGGGCAAUUGAUGCCACUCAUGCGCCUGUGUAUGCCUCCAAAGAUUUCUUGGGCACUAGCCAGAGAGGGCUGUAUGGAGAUGCUGUGCGAGAAAUUGAUGACAGCAUUGGAAAAAUCCUAAAACACCUUCAGAAGCUGGGCAUCAGCAAGAACACGUUUGUGUUUUUCACAUCUGAUAAUGGGGCUGCCCUCAUUUCAGCUCCUAAACAGGGGGGUAGCAAUGGGCCUUUUCUAUGCGGAAAACAGACAACGUUUGAAGGUGGCAUGAGAGAGCCAGCUAUUGCAUGGUGGCCUGGCCGUAUACCUGCAGGACAGGUGAGUCAUCAGCUGGGCAGCGUGAUGGAUCUCUUCACCACCAGCCUCUCGCUGGCAGGAUUGCAGCUUCCCGAUGACAGACAGAUUGACGGCGUUGACCUUCUACCUGCUGUCCUGCAGGGCAAGCUAAUUGACAGGCCGAUAUUCUAUUACCGUGGCAACGAGAUGAUGGCAGUAAGAGUUGGGCUUUACAAGGCUCACUACUGGACUUGGAGCAACUCCUGGGAGGAGUACAGUAAGGGCAUCGAUUUUUGUCCUGGACAGAACAUCUCAGGAGUGACCACGCAUACUCAAGAGGAACACACCCUUCUGCCACUGCUUUUCCAUUUGGGCAGGGACCCUGGGGAGAAGUAUCCAAUACGGUUUGCCAGCCCUGAGUACGAAGCAGUUAUAAAACGAAUAUCCCCCAUCGUUGACCAGCACAAGGCGACCUUGGUGCCAGGAGAACCACAGCUGAACAUAUGCGACAGGGCCGUCAUGAACUGGGCUCCUCCAGGCUGCGAGAAGCUGGGAAAGUGCUUGGAGCCUCCCACAUCCAACCCUACCAAGUGCUUCUGGCUGCACUGAUAUUUGCUCCGGGGCAGCAGAUCGGGUCAAGAAGUGAAACGAACUGAGGUCACGGUUCAUGGCGCCUGUCUUCCCGUAUUGACACUCGUGUGUUUGUGCCUCGGAAAGGAGCGAUGUCAGAUACCAUCGUUUGCUCUUCCAAAAGGAUCAGUGUUACAGCCUCACUUCUCAGGGCAAUAGCAGUUCUCUUCUGUUGUUUGAUUAGGCCUCCCUCUCAGUAGAUGAAAUGACACGUUGCUGCAACCCAUAGCAUGUUUGCGGUAAUGGGUUUGUUUUAAAUGAUACAAGAGACAGUUCCUGCCCGAUUGCAGUUCUCCCCUUACCUCAGAGAUAAAGCAGACGGUCUCUUGUCUUGCUGCUUUCUCUCCCUGUUCUCUUGAGUAACUCUUCAUAGAGAUGCCCUGAAGUGCAAAGCCUCAGAGGAGGAGCACAUAGAUAAAAGGUGUCAAUUUUGCUUUGAUUUUGACUGGCCUGUGCCAGUGCUUCUGCUGGGACUUAAAGCUGGAGGUUCCUGACUAGAGAGUCUUGUCCCUCUGCUCAGGUUCAGACCGACACCAUAUUUGGGGUCAGGAAGGCAUUUUACCCCCUGGUCAGAUUGGUAUGGACUGGGAGGGGUGGUUUUCCUUCCUUUGUAGCAGGGACACAGUCUCUACCUGGGAUCUCUUGACCACCUUUUACAGAAGCAGGACAUUGGCAGCUGUGGUCCCCCUGCUUUCCCUGUGACAGGUUCGGAUGUGUUGUCAGGAUUGACAUUAGUGUUACUAAGAGGUUGGACAGUGGAUUUGUCUGCAUGAUUUGGACAGGGCUGAUCCUGCUUCAGGCAGGGGUUGGACUAGAUGUGACCUCUGGAGCUCCCUUCCAGCCCUGCCUCUCUGUGAUUUUAUGUCUGAUUUGUUUUCUUGUGACCAACUUGCUUUUCAGCUUUUUCCCUGAAAUUGUAAGUGCUUUGGGACAGGUCUCAUCUCCUGUUUAACAGCCCUGCAGCCUCAGCAGGGUUCUCCUGUGCUACCCCAGAGCAACUAACAGCAGCAGACUUCAACUCCCUGCAGUAUCCUAAUGUGAAAGAGCAGUCGCCAAUCAGGAGAAAAUGCAGUAUUUUCCAAGUACGCAUUUGAACGCGGGGCUGGUGUGAACAUUAAUUAAGCAGUAUUGGCAAAGCACUUAGAUGAAAAGCGCUAGCUAAGUGCUAAAUUCCCUUGCAGCAUUACAGGACAUUCUCUGGAGCAGCACGCAGCACACCUCCCUUCACGGCUGCUUCAUUUAUCCUUUCAUCUCGGGGAAUCUGGGUUCAAACGUGGGUGAGGUGAUGCUUCCAGCCUCCUAAUGUGAGGUCACUUCUUGGCAGGCGGGAAUGUGAGGUCGCUUCUCAGCAAGUAUGGCGCAGCCAGCCAGAGGUUUGGAAAUGCCUGUUCAGUCUCAACACCCUUCCCAGUUUCUGCCCUGUGAGGAGUUCUUGGCCCUGCGCAAACUUUUCUAAGCGCUGCGUUCUGCAGCCUGGGCGCCGCGUUCCUGUCGGCUGAGUUCACAGCGCAUGUGGGUCCCUAGCAGAAUUGCGCAUUGCAAGCUGUGCUCUCACACGCUCUGCCAGUAUUAGCAUCUUUCCACUGCACAGAGAAAACCCAACACGCUCCUUGGAGGAUGGCAGGAGACGCCAGUAGUCCAGGCUGCCGAGGGAUGCCUCUUCUGCCAUUCCAGAGCAUCGGGUAUUGUUCAUGCUUCUCUGGGUUUGGAGCUGUGCUGGUGCAGAGAGGGAAUGUCAAGGUACUCUUCACAUUCCUACUUGAUUUGUUGGACUUCCCCAAGAGGCGGGUAGCUCCAAGGGGGUUUGAGGCAACCGUCUUUGGAGUAAGUCGUGUAACGCUCCCUGCUCCCCUGCUUCUAAGUCUCUUGCCCACACAAAAUCUCCUCCCCCUCCGCCCCUUCUGUUCCUCAAAGUACCUGCCUCCUGUGAGCCCCUCCAUCAUAUCCUGUAGCACAUGCUAGAUGAUAUCCUCUAGCAUGUGCUAGAGGCUGGAUUAUCCCAUGAGCAUGAGGCUGUCAAGAGUUGGCUCUUAACGCUCCGCGUAUCAGGACUUCCAACCUCUAUCCGGUCUCUGCGACGGCCUGAUCCGCUGCGCUGUCAGUGGCGACUGCUCUGCUGUUGCACAUCUUCAUUAACUUGGUGCUCGCUGUUGUCCCUCGAGUAUUUAAAAGCAUCUCUGAUCAGGACCUAACAUGGAUUGCAUUACAGGCGGAUGGUGUGAGUCUCGAAUGCCUCACAUAAUGUAUUGGAUGACAGGGGAGGGUGGAUCUGGUGAGAGGAAUCAUCAAAGAAAGCCCUCCCAUUCCCAAUCUCUGCUCCCUCCCACCUUUAGAAGCUGCCACCUGGAAAGGCUCAUCACCCUGGAAUCCACUGUUACCAACACCACGUCCAGCCCCCUGCGUCUGCAGUCACUGGUAGAUGGACUCCCUGUUGAUCCAAAGUUGUUCUGAAUGCACUGGAAGCAGUAGCAGCACGGCUUCUCAGGGCCCUGUGCAAAGAGAGGUCACCCAUGCCUUUUGAGCAGAAACUCAGACACGCUUCCUAAAUUAUCAGGCGUUCAGAGCAUUUAGGUUGUGUUCACACAGGUCUGGGCACUUGUUACUCCAAGGGUUUCUUAUCCUCUGCCCUGUUUAACUCUUCCCCAGCUUACAACCAGUUUUGAAGAUACUGCCCUUCACUCCGCUAUCACCUGCCGAUACAAGUCUCAGCUUGUCGGUUCUCAGUGGGCACAUCUACACGGGACUUGAACUGCCUAAUGACCUAAUAACACUGCGCAGUAGUGUGCUGGGCAGAAACUGUGCUAAUAUGUUACUGCGCAGUAGUAUUAGGCUAUUGCACAGUUAGUGUCACUAAAAAACUAUGCACCGGUGCUACUGUGCAGUAGCAGAAGUUACCGCACAUUGAUUUAGUACUCGGUUAUCCAGGUACCAAACUUAAUGCGCAGUAAUUAUGGCGCAUUAACGAACGUAGACACACCCAGUGUUCAGUUCUCUAGAACAUAGGUGCUCACCCCGCUCUGCCAAACCAGCUGCUUGAGAUGAAGUGCUGUUCCUAACCACCACGACCAAAACCAAAGGCCUGGCCAGACCCCUGAGCCACCGUUUCCCAUGCGCUCUACCGGGUAGAGGUCACCAGCCUCAAUUCAUACAUCAGCUGUGGCAUGGAGCACAGCCAUUUCCCUGACUCUCUUUCUCCAAGUAUCUCAGUGAUGCUUCUGUUGUGGUGUUUGUUCUGGGGUGGGAGCGCUAAUUAAGAGACUUGGCAAAUAAAAGCAAAUUAAACUGA
This is a messenger RNA of Alligator mississippiensis (American alligator), 4902 nucleotides long. It is a transcript of the gene GALNS, whose product is annotated as galactosamine (N-acetyl)-6-sulfatase. The record is from RefSeq and is a predicted model, not a curated record. The coding region runs from base 39 to 1595 and encodes 518 amino acids. The transcript is spliced from 14 exons. Gene Ontology annotation, molecular function: N-acetylgalactosamine-6-sulfatase activity; arylsulfatase activity. NCBI's taxonomy places the organism in Eukaryota, Metazoa, Chordata, Crocodylia, Alligatoridae.